Molecule: messenger RNA, 630 nt
Organism: Fibroporia radiculosa
Lineage: Eukaryota; Fungi; Basidiomycota; Agaricomycetes; Polyporales; Fibroporiaceae
Exons: 3
Coding region: 1-630 (209 amino acids)
Source: RefSeq, a predicted model, not a curated record
AUGUGUGCUCUCUAUGAACCGCUCCACAUCUCCGUGAUCAACGAACUCCAAGACGUUGAUAUGGAGUCCGAGAUGGUGUCUGAGCUUAUGCACGAGCCGCUCACUAUCAGACUCCCGGCAAAUAGAGCAAAGCGGCGUGCAGAUACAGAUGCGAGGGAUGUAGAUGGUGGGUAUGGGUCAACGAGUGGGUCCGUUUCCUCACCACUUCAUCCCUUGGCGUCGCCCAUCACACCUCCACGAUCUUCGGGGUCAAGUCCAACUUCCGAGAAUAAUUACAGCACAUCACCUAGUCCCAAUCGCCGGAUAUCCUCGUCUCCACGGAGUGUCCGCCGUGGACGGUCAUCUGGAGCUUCCCAGCCACCUCGUCUUCGCGAGAUUUAUCAGAGUGUCAGCUGCAUGUCCGGCUAUGCAGGCUAUAGCUUUGAGGAAAUUCGCGUUGGAAACUACAUAGCGAGUUACAUGGCGAAGAAUCAGCCACCCCAACCUGUGGCGGAAGGCGCACGCAGUUGCAGUAUUUUAGAGCCAAUUUUUCGACCGUCUGUGCUGGAUGUGCAGCAUGACAAGGAUCCGGAUGCCACAAUGUCUAUGUCGGACUCGCAGCCCGCAUUCACCUUCACAUUCUCAGUGUGA